UUUCUCUUUUUUUAACCUGUGGCUUGAAAGAAAGCAGCAGUGAAAAUGAAUUUCAUGCUAGUAGACACUUUUAAGACUAGAUUUAGCUGCAGUCACAUUAGCUUAGAUAAUGGGAGAAUUUUUCUUCAUUGAAAAUGCUCCCUGUCGCUUAAGAAGAACUCACUGAGGCAGCCUGCCAUCUAGCUUUUUCACAGCAAAAUAGGCUUGCAGACUGCAGAUGAGAGACUCGGGAGCAGAGACAAUUUUAACUUAGCCAUCCCUAAUUUAUCUCAAGCUUUUUCAAUUCAUCUUCACUGCUCUAUGCACACUGGAACACCAGAUUGUCAACCCCUGGGAAAAGAAAGCAGCCAGGGAUCUAGGGAGCUGUCACAUCCUGAGAAAUAUUUAAAUUGUGCUGAUUUUCUUCUGGAGUGCUGAGCAGACGGAAUGAAACUCUCCAUCAAGUCAUAGCUUUGCGGGCAAUAGAUCAGAGGAUACUGCCAGUUUUCCUAAUGGAUUAUUGUUAUCGGGCAGGUUCUUCCUGAAGUUUAAAUUGUGAGAUGUUUCCAGCAACAUGAAAACCUGAAAUAUGCAAUGGAGAAUAUCCAUUCAUCUCUGGAAAGUUUUUCUCCUCAAGAAUUACACAGUGUGUGGACCAACCCAUGACAGCACCAGAUUCUUUUAAGUGAAGCAGUGUGAUCUUAAAACUUAGUGUCAAGCUCUUCAGAUAGCUACUAGAUUUAACAAGGUUGAAAAAGGAAUUUACAUUGUGGCUUUUUUUAAUCAGACAGCCAACCCCUUCCUUAACAAGAUAAGAGUACUACUGGACAUUGUGACAGGGCAGUCUGAGGUGCUGGAUGUGCAGGGUUCUGAAGGCAAGAAAAGACCAGAAGUGACAUGCUGAACUUUCCAUAAAGGAAAUGUGGAAUUUGUGCUCCUGGCCUGCUGUUUCUCAUUUGGAUCUCUACUAGGCUUUCUACUAGGAGAAUUUUCUUGUCUUUCUUAUGAGCCGUUGUGAGAUGACUUUGCACUGAAGUUUUCAGUUUCUGCAUCUGGUGGCGCAAAUGAAAAGUUGUGACACUACCGUAUGCAGUUCUUCACGAGACACAACUUGAAAUAUUGUGAUAAAAUGAGAUGCUUGCGGAAACGAUCAGCAGUGUCGUUCUUAGGAAUCCUUGUUGUUUGCUUGCUGUUCAUGAACUUGUACAUUGAGGAUAGUUAUGUUUUGGAAGGGGACAAGCAAUUAAUCAGAGAAACAGCCACGCACCAGCUCAACCCAGAGCGUUAUGUUCACAGUUUUAAAGAUUUGUCUAAUUUCUCAGGAUCUAUAAACAUUUCCUAUCGCUACCUAGCUGGCACACCUUUGCCAAGGAAAAGGUAUCUUACAAUUGGUCUAUCCUCUGUAAAACGAAAAAAGGGAAACUACUUGCUUGAGACCAUCAAGUCUAUAUUUGAACAGUCAAGCUAUGAGGAACUCAAAGAAAUUGCAGUGGUAGUACAACUGGCAGAUUUUGACUCAGCCUGGUGUGAAGGGAUGGUCCAAGAUAUUUCGCAGAAAUUUGCACAUCACAUAAUUGCGGGCAGAUUAAUAGUUAUUCACGUCCCUGAGGAUUACUAUCCUGUACUGGAUGGCCUUAAGAGAAAUUACAAUGACCCCGAGGACCGUGUGAAGUUUCGAUCAAAACAAAAUGUCGAUUAUGCUUUCCUUCUAAACUUUUGUGCUAAUCUUUCUGACUAUUAUGUGAUGCUGGAAGAUGACGUUCGCUGCUCAAAGAAUUUUUUGACUGCUGUUAAGAAAGUAAUUACCUCACGAGAAGGAUCCUAUUGGGUGACGUUGGAAUUCUCCAAGCUGGGGUACAUUGGAAAGCUUUACCAUUCCCAUGACCUACCACGCCUGGCCCAUUUUCUAUUGAUGUUUUACCAAGAAAUGCCUUGCGAUUGGUUGCUCAUCCACUUUCGUGGGCUGUUAGCUCAAAAGGAAGUAAUACGUUUUAAGCCAUCUCUCUUCCAGCACAUGGGAUACUACUCGUCUUACAAAGGAGCUGAAAAUAAGUUAAAGGAUGAUGAUUUUGAAGAGGAAUCCUUUGAUAUCCCUGACAACCCACCUGCAAACUUGCACACCAAUAUGAAUGUAUUUGAAAACUAUGAGGCGAGCAAGGCUUACAGCAGCAUUGAUGAGUAUUUCUGGGGCAAAGCCCCCUCUACUGGAGACUUCUAUGGAAUUGUAUUUGAAAAGCCCAUUAAAAUCAGCAAAAUUAAAGUUGUCACUGGAACUGAAGAUCGGCAAAAUGACAUUUUACACCAUGGGGCCGUAGAAGUAGGUGAAAAGAUUAUAGGCAGUAAAAAAGGAAGACAAUGUACAACUUACUUGAGACUAGGGGAGUUCAAAAAUGGGAAUUUUGAAAUAACAGAUUUAGAGCACAAAGUUCUGUUUGAUAUUAACUGCAUGAGAAUACUUGUUACUAAAAGUCAAAAAGAAUGGCUGAUCAUUAAGAGCAUUAGUGUCUGGACUUCUCAAACACCAAAUCAAUAAAGCAAGGCCACCUGAGAAGGUACAGAGUGCAUACAAUCAAGUGGGUCACAACUGGUGCCACUCCCCAGAAAAAUAGACACUUCAGCUCUUCACUAGAGACACAGAAUAUCUGGGGAAAACACAAAACAAGUAAAGCAAUUUAUUUUUUACCAGUUUGGUCAGGCAAUAUACAAACAUUAAUUUGUUGAAAAUUUUGAAUUUUAUAGAAAACAAAAGGUUCUCAAACCUCUCUUGAGAUCUUUAAACUCUUUUUUAUUAUUAUUUCUCUGUAAGAGAGAUCAUGUGGACUAUACAGAACAAAAAAAAAAAAUCUGUCUUAUAACUGCCAAAAAGUUUAAAUCUAUGACCAUUAUGUUGUGAAAAGAAAUUGGAUUGCACCUUAUGCACAUAAAAAUUUAAAAUCUCAUGGUAGUAUGCGUUUGUCCUGUAGUUGGUAAUGUGUUUCUUUUCCGGGCAGUUCUGACAAGGAGAUCUGUCCUGAAACUGGCAGUUUACUUCUGAGCACUGUAAGAAAAUAAUGUGGCUAGUCAUUGCAACUUCUUGUCAAAAAGGGAAUGUAUAAAAUUAUAAAUCUGACAUGACAAUUAUGUAAAAAAUAGAUAAUUGCAUCUGGUUUUCUGUCUCAACAAAUAUCCUUUAUUCUUUUUCCUGGCUCUUUUCACUGAAAUGAGCAUUACUUGGAUUCUCUAUUGCCUAAGGGACCAAUUUAUUCUCCUUACUUGUUCAAAUUGCCUCACACCAAGCAAGCUUUCUGCUUGAGUACCAAUGUCAGUAUCAAACCCAGGUACCUCAAGAGCAGCAUUGCUCUCUUAGAGAGGCAUCUUAACAGACCUCAGUUUCAACAUUUUUGUUCAUGAUAUGGAGAGCUCCCCCUGAGAAAUUUGCAGAUAGCAGAAUACUACAGCAUGGUUUCCAAGGAUUGUCAUACCUUCCAUAUCUACCUGUCCAGUUCAUGAUGAUACAAAUGCAAAAUGUACUGGGUUAAUCAGUUGGGGGCAAAUGUAAUCUCCAGCCUGUCCUGGAUGACCUGCAGUCAAUAGAAGAGACACAAAAUGAAGACUCCUAAUACAAUGAGAAAUUAAUAUGUUUCUUAAUUAGGGGUGUUUUGGGUGUUUUGGGUUUUUUUUAGUUUUCUAAUUCUGUUUGUAUUAAUGUUGUAGACAUCUUCCCACUGCCUCUGGUUAUUUCCUAUAAACAUAUCUUGCCUGACUUUAGACAAUAAGCAGAAAAGUUCCUCCAGUCUAUAUGACUUCAGUGUUAGCUCUGGGCUUCUAAUGCAUCACACAGGGAAGCUGUAUAGCAUAUGAUUUACACUAUAUGCAUAGAUUUAGAUUAAGAGAUUCUAUGGGGCUUUUUCCUCUAAGAAAUUCCCUAGAUUGUGUCAGUAGACACACUAAGAAAUACGUGAGUAGCAAGUGUGACAGAGAUGAACAUUUUAUUGUCAAUCUCAUUAAUACUGUGCUUAUCAUCUGAUUACAUUUAGGGGGUUUAGUUAAAUCUGGAAGGCAAGAAUUAAAUUUCAAGAAUGCUUGCACUGACUAGCGUUCAGUCUAGGAUGAGUACAUACAAGCCUAACAUGGCUAUUUCAGAAGGAUAAAUUAUUUUUAAAAUCUACACAAAACAUCAAUGCAAUUGAUCUUCCUGGUUCAUAAAGCUGGAUAAAUUCGAGCCCAGCUUUGGCAAAUCACCCAAUACAGAGGUAAGGUAUGUUGUCAAAUAAAUCUUCUGGUAUAUGUUUCUACCUAAUUCAGAAAAACAUCUUUUUUUCAAAGAAAGUAUUUGCUUCUUUGUUCCUUAAUAUACACCUAGAUCUCUGGAUUUUUACAUACAUAUCUUCAGUAAAAUACAUUAAAAGUGCCAUACAUGUUCAAUUUGAAAAGGAAAAUUGAAGCUCUCUUAAAAAAAAAAGGCAAAUACAUGCUAGUCUUAAAUUAUUAUAAAUACUUAAGAAGGACUUGCUUUUUAAUAUUGAUAUUCCACAUUUCAAAAAUAAUUAGCUGGUAAUUAGUCAAUCUUCUUUUUUUUUUUUUUUUUUUUUUUUUUUUAAUAAGCUGUCAGUCUUCUAUUUUUCUUUUAUAGAAUCACAGAAUGGUUUGGGUAUAAUAGGACCUUAAAGAUCAUCUAGUUCCAGCCCUCCUGCUAUGGACAGAGAUUUCUUCCAUUGGAUCAGAUUGCACAGAGCCACAUCAGACCAGUAUUGAACACCUUCAGGGAUGGGGCAUUUACAACUCCUCUGAGCAACUUGUUGCAGUGCCUUGUUGUCGCCACAGUAAAGAAUUUCUUCCCAAUAUCUAUUCUAAACCUACUUUUAGCUUCAAGCCAUUCCCCCUUAUCCUGAUACUACAUGCCCCAGUAAAAAGCCCUUUGCCAGCUCUCUUUAGGUGCUAUAAGGUCUCCAUGGAGCCUUCUGUUCUGUAGCUGAACAACCCCAACUCUAAGCCUUUACUCAUAGCAGAAGUGCUCCUGCCUUCCAAUCAUUUUUGUAGCUUUUCUUUGUAUCCACUUGAUCUUUUAUUUGUAAUUCUUUAUUUUUCCUUGAUCUCUAACUAUUAGGGCCAAAACAAAUGUUACUAGGUUAAGCAGGAACCUUUAUUUUUAUUCAGAAAUGCAAUAUGUCUGAAGCAAUUUUCUAAAUUAGAAUUGAAAAUACACUCAAUCCCAAGAUUUCAAAUACUCCUGAAAUAUAUACUCUUGAUUUCAAAUGCUCUCUCAAAUAAUCAAAACCAUAGACAAUGUGAAUGGCUAGUACAAAUUAAAUGACAUAAGCCUAAGCAAUCUAAAUGGUAUUUUUUAAUUCCAAGCUGGAUAAAACUGCUUUCCUUUUCAAAAUAGCACUAGUAUUGGAUAUCAUCAUUGGCACAAUGGCUUAGCAUCAAGAUCUCUCAUCUGAUUGUUACCAGUCUUAAGAGAUCUAACCCACAGAUGCCCUCAGAGAAAGUUUUCCUUGGCUGUGAAUACUGGUAAGUGCUAAGAAUGAGAGGCAUGCACUAUUCUUACUUGAAGGUGAAUUUGACCUGACUUUGAAGAAAUAAUUAACAAUACAUUUAUUCCAGGAGAUUCUAGAAUUCAGUUAUGAAAGCUAAUGUUUUGAGCACUCACUGUAGGGCAUCCAGCUUCUCCUUCACUAAACACAUAUUUUAUUCAUCACAUUCACACAAAAAAGGCUACCAGAUUCUGGAAGAAAAAAAACCAAAAAAAAACAAAAAAGAAAAAAGAAGACAUAAAAUUGAUGAUAACUGGUUUUCAGGCAGAUUUCAAAAAUAUAUAUUUGAAGACAUGAUUUUUAUUCUUAUGCUAGGAAAAGUGAUUGUCUUCUGCAAGAAAAAUAUUUAAUCAGAGAUUUAUACCUUCACCAAUGCUUUGCAAAGCUUGAAUUUUCUUCUUUUUUUGCACUAAUUAGCAGCUUACAAAGAUCUGUUCUUUGUGUAUACACUUGAUUCUGUUAGAGUAUGUUUCCUGGCUUCAUUUGUGGACUGAACAUCAAUAUUUUCAUACCAAAAUGAAUCACAGAAUAAGCUGUGUUUGAAGAGACCCAAAAGGAUCACCUUUUCUAGCCCCUAACCCUGCACAGGAUACCCCAAGGAUCACACCCUGUGCCUGGAAGCAUUGUUCAAAUGCUACUUGAACUCUGUCAGGCUUGGUGCUGUGACCACUUCCCUGGGGAAUCUGCUCCCUCUGGGGGAAGAAGCUUUCCUAAUGUCCAACGUAAACCUUCUCAGACACAAUUUUAGGCCAUUCCCUCCUGUUCUGUUACUGAUCACCGCAGAGAAGAGAUCAGUCCUGCCCCUCCUAUUCCUCUCCACAAGGAAGUAAUAGACAGCAGUGAGGUGCCCCCUCAGUCUCCUCUUUUCCAGGCUGAACAGGCCAGAUGAUCUCAGCUACUCCUCAUAUGGCUACUCAUCAAGACCCUUCACCAGCUUUGCUGCCAUCCUUUGAAUGCUCUCUAAGAGCUUAAUAUCUUUUUUAUAUUGUGGCACACAAAACUGUCCCCAACACCCAAGGUGAGGCCACCCUGGUGCAGAGCAGAGUGGGACAAUCCUCUCCCUUGCUUGGCUGGUGAUGUUUUUCCUGAUGCCCCCCAGGAUAUGGUUGGCUCUCCUGGCUACCAGGGCACUGCAGACUCAUGUUCAACUUGUCAUUGACCAUAACCUCCAGGUCCUUUACCACAGCUCUGCUUUCCAGCAUCUCAUUCCCCAGUCUGUCCAUACAUCCAGGGUUGCCCCAUCCCAGGUGCAGAAUCCUGCAUUUGCCCUUGUUGAACUUCUUAUGAUUGUCAUUGCCCACCUCUCUAACUUUUUGAGGUCUCUCUGUAGGGCCUUUCUGGGAGUUGACAGAUCCUCACAGUUUUGUAUAAUCUGCAAACUCACUUAGUAUCCCUUCCAGUCCUGCAUUUUGAAUAAUUUCUGAAGAUGCUGAAGAGCACUAGGUCGAGAAUGGAACCCUGUGGAUUCCCACUAAUGACAGGACCCCAGUCCAAUGUCACUUCUUUCACUGUAACUCUUUGCGCCUGACCUGUGAGCCAGUUGCUAUCCCAUCACAUGAUGUGUUUAUCCAGCUGUGUGUUGGAUAUUUUUUCCAGAAGGAUCCUGUGAGAGCGACUAUCAAAAACUUUGCUGAAAUCCAAAAAGAUCACAUCAACCACCUUCCCUUGAUCAGCUAGGGAUCAGCUUAUCAUAAAGGGAGAUCAGGUUUAUUAAGCUGGACUUCCCUCUCAUGAAGCCGUACUGGCUGUGUCCAAUGACUGAGUUGUCUUUCAGGUGUUUUUCACCUGAAUAAUCAUCAUAACAUUAUGAGGCACUGAAGUGAAACUGAGACUUUCCAUAAAUACUGAAAAUAUUGCACUGUGGUCUGGACAGUGAUUCAUCUGUUCUGAACUUUCCUACAUAUAUUGUUGCUACUAACACCUUUUGGGAUUGCUGAUAGUAUAGAACGGGGAAUUCUUGGGAAGUAAAAUAUUAUUCACUUCAAACUAAAAGAAGAAAUUAGCUCUUUCUGCAGAAUAAACAAACCCAGGGCAUGACAAUUUUCAGGACAACCAAUUUUAGAAUAUUUAAUAAAACUACUAUGAUAAGGGUAAUUCACUAAGAUUCUAUACAAAUGUGAUAUUUUUUAGAUCAAUCUUCUAACAUGGUGCUCUGUUUUACUGUCUGCUCAGUAUUCUCCUAUGUAAGACAUGAAUGUUUUCGCUUUUAUAAAAGGACAUUGGAAACUUGUUCUUUAUUGAAUUAUUACAAGUUAAUAAAAGAGCAAACUAUGACACCUUA
Molecule: messenger RNA, 7776 nt
Organism: Taeniopygia guttata (zebra finch)
Lineage: Eukaryota; Metazoa; Chordata; Aves; Passeriformes; Estrildidae
Source: RefSeq, a predicted model, not a curated record